UUUUAUUACAAAAAAGAAAAACAAUCGAGACCCAAAUAAAUGAGAGCGUGGAUUAGUUGACGUGGUUUUUAAAAAUAUGGUUGACUAUGGAAUUUUGUUCGAAAAUAGGUUUGAUGUAGGGUAAUGAACUUGUUUGAAUUUUCAUCUGAUAUAUUGUUACUUACUUGAUUCUGCUUUCUUGUGAUGCAUUGUGGUCUGUGGUGGUGGGUUUGUUUCUUGACUUUGGCUUUUGAUUUUGUGAAGAUUUCUUUGGGUCUUCUCCUCUGCUCUCUUUCAUUAUUUACGGAAGUAAGCUUCCCAUUUUUUUUUUUUUUUUUUUUUGUAGUUUUAAUCUUUGCUUUUUUCUGGGCUCUUUCUGAGUUUGUAAAUAUGAGUAUUUUCAAGCCUUCACUUUUGUUUGUGAUCGAAACUAUGGUUAGGGGUCGGUUGAUAAGUUUAGAAGUGUUUUGGGAUUUUAGGGUGGUUUUGAGGAGGUCUCUGUUUUUGUUUUGUUGCAAACCUUUUCACUUAAUCAUUUAUAGACUGUUUGAUUUCUAUGGUGCUCCUUCUUUUCCUGAUGACUUUGUUAUCUAGGCAAUAUUUACAGAACUGUUUAUUAGUGUAGAAGACCAAGGCUUUGUAACCCAUUAUAGUACUACUUACUUCUAUGAUGUGUGCUCUGAAAUUUUAUGCUAUUUUCUAGUUGCAUUGCAUGUACACCAGGGAUGUAGUAUUUUUUUUUUUAAUUUAUUCCAUACAACCAAAAAAAUGGUUUUACGUUUCUCAACUCACUCACUGCCAGAGUAUUUUGUGUGAAAUUAAGUUUCACUCUGUCUCUACUUAACUUAAUUUUUGUUUUUAUUAAAUUUGAAAAAUGAUCUAUAAAUAGAGGCUUUUUAGCUAUUUCUUUCUUCGUAACAAAUUUCACUAUUUCAGCAGAGAUUGAGAAGGAAAAGCAAAAUAAUAAUAAAAGAAAACUCUAGAGUUAGUUGGUGAGGACAGAGAUGAGAGAGCCCUUUAAGUUUGACAGUGAAGGAUGUGAAAACCAAGAUAAUUAUAAUCAUAAGCUUCUUUCCACCAUUAAAGAUAGAUAAGUCGUUAUAGUACUACUACUCUGGAGUUUCAUGUUGCUGUUUUGUUUCUUUUUCAACUCAAUCCGUUCAUAAAAAUCAGUUUUUCUUUUUAAUGCUCUUUUCGUCUCUAGAAUUUUUUUAACUGUCUACUCUGAGAUUUUUUGUUUGCACAAUUAUUUUGAAUAUAAUUAGUCAGUCUCUUCUUCACUUUACCUAGCUUGUCUGUUUUUCAGUCUGGGGCACAUAAUAUUCAACCAAUUAUCCGAGCUAGCAGGCUGGGAGGCACUGUCAUGGAUAAUGCUUCUAUAAAUAUAAAUAUAUAUUGUUUAUAUACUCAUUCAUUUCAGCUUCACAUUUAGUCAUCCUUCCAAAAGGAUGACCUUGCUCUUGGGACCUCCUGGCUCAGGCAAAUCUACUUUGCUUUUAGCUGUUGCAGGGAGACUUGACAGCAACUUAAAGAAAAGUGGAAAAAUAACAUACAACGGCCAUGAAGCUGACGAAUUCUGUGUACAAAGGACUUCUGCCUAUGUUGGUCAAACAGAUAACCGCAUAGCAGAACUAACUGUCACAGAAACUCUGGACUUUGUGGCUAGGUGCCAAGGUGCAAGUGCCAGGAUUUGCAGAUUUGGCUCGGUUAGAAAAGGAGAGGAACAUUCGUCCAAGUCCGGAGAUAGAUGCAUUUAUGAAGGCAGCAUCUGUUGGUGGGAGAAAGCAGAGCAUGUCAACAGAUUAUGUGAUGAAAAUGCUAGGCAUCGACGUACGUAUGCUCUGAGAUGCUUGUUGGUAGUGACAUGCUUAGAGGCAUAUCAGGUGGACAGAGAAAAAGAGUUACUACAGGAGAAGUGCUAUUUAUGGAUGAAAUCUCUACCAGGAGGCACCGUUUUCUUUACAUUUUCAGGACAUGCCAGUUAAAGGUAAGGUCUGUCACAAUGUUUCUUCAAACAAGAUUACUCUCCGUAGAUGAGACAAAGGGAAACAUUUAACGAGCUCAGAUUGACUUUUUUUUAGUCUAGGCACAUGAUAUUCAAUGGAUUAUCCGAGCUACCUCUCUCUCAUGAAAAUCCAUUGAAUAUUAUGUGCCCCAGACUGAACAAGGGGACAAUUUGUUUAUGCAUUUUUGUUAUGGACAUCGUGCAAUUUACAUCAACGAACUGGCAGCCUCUAGGUGGAUGAAGCUAUAUUUUGCUGAGAUCGGUUCUGUCAACAGCACAGUUGGGAUAUUCUCCAUUCAUAUUACUUACCUACAGAUGAUUAUCCACAACAUUGUGACUUGGAGGGAAGAUUGGUCUACACACAUAGACCAAUAAACUAUUUUCAGGGAAUUAGGCGAAUUCCUGAAAAUCCUGAAGAGAUUACUGCUGCAAAGUUCUGAGGCCAUAGAAUGUGAAGUAAGUGAAGGUCACGAAUAUGAACAGAAGGGAAUGAAAGAAUGUUCCUGAAAGAGAGAAAGAAUAAAACAUUUAUAGGAAACUCAAUAUUUGGAAGUUAGUCUCUUGGUUAUGGUCCUGGUAUGAUUGAAGUUUCAGUCCUGUUCUUGUUGGCUUCAGAUUUCUUUUUUUACUGUCUCAGUCAAGGUCCUCAACUUUAAGAAAAAUAUUGUUCAAUAACCAUAAAAAGAAUUCUUGAGAUAAUAAAUAGUAGUAUAUACUACAGGCUUCAGUUUUACCUGUAAAGAAGUAUUUAUUUAGCCUUAAACACCAAAAGGUCCCUAUGGCCAGAGUAAUCUCCAAAACAACUGUGUA
Messenger RNA from Humulus lupulus (European hop), 2794 nucleotides. RefSeq names its product ABC transporter G family member 39-like. Gene Ontology annotation, molecular function: ATP hydrolysis activity; ATP binding. The record is from RefSeq and is a predicted model, not a curated record. The coding region runs from base 1428 to 1964 and encodes 178 amino acids. The transcript is spliced from 9 exons. Lineage: Eukaryota; Viridiplantae; Streptophyta; Magnoliopsida; Rosales; Cannabaceae.